AUGAGUGUGGAAAUAUUGGAUAGUGCUACCAUCGUCAACUUCGUCGAAGAUGAUGUAGCUUUUGGUGCAUUCAUAAGAGAUCGUUUUGCUCACCUAGAUACCAACCAUGAUGGUCUCCUUUCCUACAGUGAGAUGUUGGAGGAGUUGCAUACCCUCAGGGUUUUCGAGACCCAUUUUGGAAUUGAUGUGAAGCCUGAUCCCGAAGAGCUUUCUUCUGUCUAUAGUUCUCUGUUUUUGCAGUUUGAUCAUGACUCGAGUGGAACAGUUGAUCUGGAUGAGUUUAAGGCUGAGACCAAAAGGAUGAUGUUAGAUAUGGCUAAUGGGAUGGGAUUCUUACCUGUUCAGAUGGUGCUAGAAGAGGGAAGCUUCUUGAUGAAGGCUGUUGAGAGGGAAACCGCAAUAACGGCCGCUUGAUCAUUCUGAUUGCUCUUAUAAUGAAUUACUGAGAUAAUUUACCUUUUACUUGCUGUAUUAGUAAAUUCAAGAAUCAAUUCAGAAGAGUGGUUUUUCUCAACUGAAAUAAAACAUAUCGUUUUGCUUUUUCAA
This is a messenger RNA of Cucumis melo (muskmelon), 546 nucleotides long. RefSeq lists its product as uncharacterized. Gene Ontology annotation, molecular function: calcium ion binding. The coding region runs from base 1 to 414 and encodes 137 amino acids. The record is from RefSeq and is a predicted model, not a curated record. The transcript has a single exon. Lineage: Eukaryota; Viridiplantae; Streptophyta; Magnoliopsida; Cucurbitales; Cucurbitaceae.